UUGGUUACAAAAAAAUGUGCGACGCGUGAGAGUAACGGUACAACUUGCAAAAAGUGUAAACACCAUUCUCUUCCGUCGCCAACAGUCGUCGUUCAUCAAUGAGUCUAGGCGAUCGCACAGUCAAAACGUCCGGGACCUUCAGAGCGGUCAAAUUUACUUAUGUGCCUUGCGGGCUUUCCCGGAGCUUUCCAUUCAGUCUCGGGCCGGCGAGCGACACGCGUACUACGUGCCUAUUUAUUGUUGCUCUACACAAUCGAAACAUUCGCAAACAAGAGAGUCAAAUUUACUUUUAUCCCGCGCGGACUUUCCCGGAGCUUUCCAUUCAGUUCCGGGCCGGCGAGCGACACGUAUAUCACGGACUGCGUGUGUCGGUGUGUUAUUUGUUGUUCUUCUUGGGUGAUUAAACUAUUUCGUCUUUUGAGAUACUUAAUUGGUCUCUCGUCGGCAUCGCGUUAUUUAACACGUAUACUUUCGAUUGAAUCGUCGCGAGUGUCAGUGUCAGUGCAAUGACGGAGCAACCAGGAUAUUAGAUUGAGAAGCCAGGAUGAGGAUGCAGAAUGCAGGACGCUGAGACGUGGGUAGUGGUACAUCAUAUAUUUUCAAGCAACCGCCGUCGACACAUCGAUCGACAUCGCUCCGCGUUGCACGUGUCUUGGACCUGUCGAAAGCGAGCCUCGUGCGGAAAUAAGUAUCGGGAGUGGUCGAGAAUAGCGAUGUGCAAUCGUCGGGAUGUAACCAUUAUCCGGUCGCCUGGUGCCGACGCCUUACUGCAGCGCGUCGUGGAAGCGGCGAGCAAGGAAUGCGUAUAUCUGGAGGCAAGCAGAACUCGACUCUCGUCCCGACGUGGAAUCGCAUUACCGGCAACCGCCUUUCCACGAUCUGGCGGCGGACGGCUUGCGGCCACACAACAGACGCAGUUUCUCAGGACGUGUAAUUCCGGCGAAAUGCAGAUAACAGUACCGGAGAAAGAUCCGAGCAGGGCCAGAGCUUGAAGAUAUGUUCAAAGACUCGCUGUACUUCCUCUCUUAACUCUUUGCAACAGAAAACCGGGAUGCAGCCGUGUAACUCGAGUUACGACCGUGAGGGCUUAAUCCGCACGCUCACACCUCUGUGCGCGUUUGUUUGUUAAACCGAAUCUCCGAAUUUAACCGCCAAAAUUAAUGUCUCUCCGUUCGUGGGCGUUUUAUAAAUCACAAUACAUCGUGCGCUGAACAAUUGAAUCAAUUGUGUAACGCUCGAUUUUUUCUAUUACGUUCAAUAUCGUCUCAAACGAUAUUCCGCAGGCAAACCGUUCGGGAGUUCUGUUCAUGGCGAUCACAAUACACGAAACGUUAAAUGAUUGAAUCAAUUCUGUCACGCUCAAUGUUUUUUUAUUGCACUCAAUAGUUUCUAUCAUGUUCCAUAUUUUCUCUAACGGGCUCGCGUGCGCGGCAGGCAAGCUGCUCGAGCUCCUGCAAACGCCAAGGUCGCGCGACCUUCGGUGCGAUAACAGCACAACAGUCGUCAAUGCGCGAGGUACUCCGGCGUCAUAACAGUGUUAGCCGUCACGGAGAGCAUAACGUAACGCGUCAGGCGUGUUAUUUUCGAUCAUUCUCGGUUGGUUAAAGUGCAAUACUCGGUAUAUCGCGUGUACUAUCGUUGUUCUCGGAUCAUCGUGAGCACCGAGUGUCGUGAUUAAAUAUCAGAGGUGAUUGUCACUUUUUGUUACAUUUAAAAAAAAGAAAUCUACAAUCGUAGCUCGUACUCACGAGACUCUCGUGCCGCAAAUAUGCUUCGUAUCUAAAGUUGUAAAAAUAUCAAUUAAAUUCGCUUCAAAUUUAAUAAUUUAUUUGAGUAAAUAAUUUCUAAUUUAA
Molecule: messenger RNA, 1853 nt
Organism: Odontomachus brunneus
Lineage: Eukaryota; Metazoa; Arthropoda; Insecta; Hymenoptera; Formicidae
Exons: 4
Coding region: 558-992 (144 amino acids)
Source: RefSeq, a predicted model, not a curated record